AUGGGAUCACUGCCAACUCCCAGAGUAGCUCCGUCGCAUCCAUUCACCCACACUGGUGUCGAUUACGCUGGGCCGAUACAGAUAAGACUCUCCAGAGGAAGAGGAUGUAAAUCCUACAAAGGAUACAUAGCAGUUUUUAUAUGUCUAUCAACGAAGGCAAUCCACAUAGAAGCUGUCACGGACCUUACAUCGACCGCCUUCAUGGCUGCCUUCAGGAGAUUCAUCUCGCGCAGGGGAAUAUGCACCGAUUUGUACUCAGACAACGGCACAAACUUCGUAGGAGCCAAGAAAAUCCUGGACAAGGAAACAAAAGAUGCCAUUGACGAACAAGCCAUAAAAGAAGCAGUUGCCACCGAAGCCGUGAGAUGGCACUGGAACGCUCCAGCAUCCCCCCAUCAUGGAGGUCUUUGGGAAGCUGGAGUCAAGUCCAUCAAAUAUCAUCUGAAACGAACAAUCGGCAAUCACACUUUAACAUAUGAAGAACUGUCAACGUUGCUCUGCCAAAUUGAAGCAUGCCUGAAUUCACGCCCACUAAUAGCACUCUCAGAAGAUACAGAGGAAAUAGAUGUCAUUACACCAGGACAUUUCUUAAUCGGUCACCCUCUCAAGGCGAUUCCAGAACAUCACAGCCACUAG
Messenger RNA from Coccinella septempunctata (seven-spotted ladybird), 636 nucleotides. RefSeq lists its product as uncharacterized. Gene Ontology annotation, biological process: DNA integration. NCBI's taxonomy places the organism in Eukaryota, Metazoa, Arthropoda, Insecta, Coleoptera, Coccinellidae. Gene Ontology annotation, molecular function: nucleic acid binding. Bases 1 to 636 code for a protein of 211 amino acids. The transcript has a single exon. The record is from RefSeq and is a predicted model, not a curated record.